This is a messenger RNA of Sarcophilus harrisii (Tasmanian devil), 3011 nucleotides long. RefSeq names its product leucine rich repeat containing 4C (gene LRRC4C). Gene Ontology annotation, biological process: regulation of axonogenesis; synaptic membrane adhesion; modulation of chemical synaptic transmission. Gene Ontology annotation, cellular component: postsynaptic density membrane; plasma membrane; glutamatergic synapse. The coding region runs from base 961 to 2883 and encodes 640 amino acids. NCBI's taxonomy places the organism in Eukaryota, Metazoa, Chordata, Mammalia, Dasyuromorphia, Dasyuridae. The transcript has 2 exons. The record is from RefSeq and is a predicted model, not a curated record. Gene Ontology annotation, molecular function: cell-cell adhesion mediator activity.
GGGCGGCGAGGAGGGGGGGGAGUUGAUCUCUUUAAAAAAGAAAUUUGGGGAGGGGGGAGAGGCGAGGAAAGGAAGGAAACGACGAUGUAAAAGAAAGACUUUUGGGUGGCGGUGACGGUUGGGUGUCUUGCCAAAAUGAAGGAUGCGGGACGCGGAUCUAUCCUGGAGCCCAAGGUGCUGGAGAAACUGAACGUGCAGGAGAGAAGAAGGAAGAAAGCAGAUUGUCCUGCGAGACCUGGAUCUUAACAAAUCCAUGUAUAUAUCUAUACAUACGUACCAAGGGAGAGAGAGGAGAGAGAGCGCGAACAUUCUAAGAUGAAAUCGACCAACCUCAGACCACUGGGAGAUUGUGUUGUUCUAGUCUAAAUAAAAAAAUAAACAAUAAACACCCCGGCCCCGCACACAGAAGGGGGGACAUAAAAAGAGGGGGGGGCCACUGAAAAUGGAGAACAGAGGAUCCGGAAAGGAAAAAGUAUUUUCAUUAAAGAAAUGAAAAGCAAGAAAAGGAGGAAUCUUGGAAUGAAAAGUUUGGGGUUUUGGGCCAUUUUUGUUUUUUUCGAAAAGUAAAGCCUUGCUGUGCAGAGGUGGUCUGCUUUUAUUUUUCUUUCGUUUGAUUGUUAUUAUUUUUUUUUCCCUCCACGAGAAGAGAUAAAUAAUACAUCUGCAAAGAAAUUUCGGAGAAGAAAAGUUGACCGUGCCAGAAUGAGGCAUUGAUUGGGGGAGAGAAAUCAGCAGGGCAGGGUUGGAGCUUUGCCUGUGUUGACUAAAAUUGAUGGAAAAUUGCAGUUGGAUUUUUUCCUUUUUUUUUCUCUCUUUUAUUUUUUUUGCGUGUCAAGAUCGUAUUUUUUUUUUUUUUUUCCUUGCUCGUAACCUCCUGGAUUUUGCACCUGGACGUUGCCGUGAUCGGUCUGAAAUACAAUUAUUUGAUCUCCAGAAGGACCACCACCAGAUAAAUUAUGAAUGUUGAACAAGAUGACCUUACAUCCACAGCAGAUGAUGAUAGGUCCUAGGUUUAACAGGGCCCUAUUUGACCCCCUGCUUGUGGUGCUCCUGGCUCUCCAACUCCUAGUGGUGGCUGGUCUGGUGAGGGCCCAAACCUGUCCUUCUGUAUGCUCCUGCAGUAACCAGUUCAGCAAGGUCAUCUGUGUGCGGAAAAAUCUCAGAGAGGUCCCUGACGGCAUCUCUACCAACACGCGGCUCCUGAAUCUCCACGAGAAUCAGAUUCAGAUCAUCAAGGUGAACAGCUUCAAACACCUGAGGCAUUUGGAGAUCCUCCAACUGAGCAGGAAUCACAUCCGUACCAUUGAAAUCGGGGCCUUCAAUGGUUUGGCAAACCUCAACACUUUGGAGCUCUUUGACAAUCGGCUGACCACCAUUCCAAAUGGGGCUUUUGUAUACCUGUCUAAACUGAAGGAACUCUGGCUGCGAAAUAACCCCAUUGAAAGCAUCCCUUCUUAUGCUUUUAACCGAAUCCCGUCUUUGCGCCGGUUGGACUUAGGAGAGUUAAAGAGGCUUUCGUACAUCUCCGAAGGGGCCUUUGAAGGUCUCUCCAACUUGAGGUAUCUGAACCUUGCCAUGUGCAACCUGCGGGAAAUCCCAAACCUCACGCCGCUCAUCAAGUUGGAUGAGCUGGAUCUUUCUGGGAACCAUUUGUCCGCCAUUAGGCCGGGCUCUUUCCAGGGUUUGAUGCACCUGCAGAAAUUGUGGAUGAUCCAGUCGCAGAUCCAGGUGAUUGAAAGGAAUGCAUUUGAUAACCUUCAGUCACUGGUAGAGAUCAAUCUGGCACACAAUAAUCUGACCUUACUGCCUCACGACCUCUUCACGCCCCUCCAUCACCUCGAGAGGAUCCACCUGCAUCACAACCCUUGGAACUGCAACUGUGACAUUCUGUGGCUCAGCUGGUGGAUAAAGGACAUGGCACCCUCAAAUACUGCAUGCUGUGCCCGUUGCAAUACACCCUCCAACCUGAAAGGGAGGUAUAUUGGGGAAUUGGAUCAGAAUUAUUUUACCUGUUACGCUCCUGUGAUCGUUGAGCCUCCCGCGGACCUCAACGUCACAGAGGGCAUGGCGGCAGAACUCAAGUGUCGGGCUUCCACCUCCCUGACCUCUGUCUCUUGGAUUACUCCCAACGGGACGGUCAUGACACACGGAGCCUACAAGGUCCGGAUUGCUGUGCUCAGCGACGGCACAUUAAAUUUUACUAAUGUAACUCUACAAGAUACAGGCAUGUAUACAUGCAUGGUGAGUAACUCUGUUGGGAAUACCACAGCUUCAGCCACCCUGAAUGUGACCGCAGCCACCACUACCCCAUUCUCGUAUUUUUCCACCGUUACUGUAGAGACUAUGGAACCUUCUCAGGACGAGGCUCGGACCACAGAGAACAAUGUGGGGCCCACCCCGGUCAUUGACUGGGAGACCACCAACGUGACCACCUCUCUCACGCCCCAGAGCACAAGGUCCACCGAAAAAACAUUCACCAUCCCUGUGACCGAUAUAAACAAUGGCAUCCCAGGAAUUGAUGAGGUGAUGAAAACCACGAAGAUUAUCAUUGGUUGCUUCGUGGCCAUCACUCUCAUGGCAGCCGUGAUGCUGGUCAUCUUCUACAAGAUGCGGAAACAGCAUCAUCGGCAAAAUCACCACGCCCCAACGCGGACUGUUGAGAUCAUUAAUGUGGAUGAUGAGAUUACAGGGGACACACCCAUAGAGAGCCACUUGCCCAUGCCUGCUAUAGAACAUGAGCACCUAAAUCACUAUAACUCUUACAAAUCUCCCUUCAACCACACAACAACAGUUAACACAAUAAACUCAAUACACAGUUCAGUGCAUGAACCGUUGUUGAUUCGAAUGAACUCAAAAGACAAUGUACAAGAGACUCAAAUCUAAAACAUUUACAAAAGUUACAGAGAAAAUAAAAAAAACAACAGACGGUUUAUUAAAAAAAAAGUGACACAAAUGACUGGGCUAAAUCUACUGUUUCAAAAAAAAAGUGUCUUUACAAAAAAAACAAAAAA